This is a messenger RNA of Penicillium verrucosum, 1791 nucleotides long. Its product is annotated as putative NAD+ kinase Utr1. The record is from RefSeq and is a predicted model, not a curated record. Gene Ontology annotation, molecular function: NAD+ kinase activity. Lineage: Eukaryota; Fungi; Ascomycota; Eurotiomycetes; Eurotiales; Aspergillaceae. The transcript has 3 exons. Gene Ontology annotation, biological process: NAD+ metabolic process; NADP+ biosynthetic process. The coding region runs from base 1 to 1791 and encodes 596 amino acids.
AUGGCGUCCAGUUGUGAUAAUCUACAGUCUGACACCCUCUCGAGUGUUUCCACACAAACCCCAUCUCAUCCAUCUCAUCCCUCUCUCCCCUCUCUAUCCCCGACCAAGGCCCCACUCCCAACGACGGUGCUCCUCCGCGAUGCUCUCAUAGCAACCCAGGAUCGCCCACAUCUCCCUCAAGGAACCAACAGCGUACUUUGUACACAAAUAUCCGAAUCGACUCAAGAGGAGGACGCAGGCUUGUCGCUGCCUUCUUCGACAUUACGGUCGUUUCGCCGGAAGUCGAUCAAUCGGCGAUCGAAGAAAGCGCUGUCGACCGACUGUAUACCGCGACAGACAAUUUUGAAAGCCCUGGCCUCCCGAGCUUCGAUCCUCGGCAAUACCACCAACAUGUCGACGAGUUCCUUGUCGAGUAUGCUCGCGAAUAAAUCCACCCAGGCUUCCCCGCCUUCUGACAGCCGACAACGGCGGGGGAGCAACGAUUCCUCCCACAACCUCUCUGCCGCACUAUCAAAUCUUCAAUUGAACGGAUAUCUCGAUCGAUCACCUACCACGGCACGUCUAAUACUGCAAUCGCCAUGUUAUUUCCAUCAGCGCUUCGAUGACGCUGUCAACAUAAAAAAGGGUGUUGGAGGAAAUUGCCGACGACGAGUGGCUGUCCCAUUCGCGACUAGUUCAGACGGCAACUGGAUGCGAAAUGUCAUGAUUGUCACUAAGGCGCGUGAUAACAGCUUGGUACACUUGACUCGGGAAGUUGCCGAGUGGCUGCUUUCGACCUCAAGAUAUGGAAGUGAAUUAGGAGUCAAUGUCUACGUAGAUGCGAAACUGCGAAAUUCGAAGCGAUUUGAUGCUCCGGGCCUGUUGCAGAAAGACCCGAUGUUUGCCCAGAUGUUACAUUUUUGGACACCGGAUCUUUGUUGGACAUCGCCAGAUAAAUUCGAUUUGGUGCUGACGCUUGGUGGUGAUGGUACCGUUCUCUUCACAUCUUGGCUCUUUCAGCGCGUGGUUCCGCCCGUGCUCUGCUUUUCGCUUGGCAGCCUGGGCUUCCUGACAAAUUUCGAGUUUUCCGACUACAAAUCACAGCUUAAUGCCGUUAUGGGCGAGGUGGGCAUGCGCGUCAAUUUACGCAUGCGAUUCACAUGUACCGUAUAUCGGAAAGACCGGAGCAAGGGAGCAGAGGUGGGCGCUGUCGAGGAGGGCGAGCAAUUCGAACUCUACGCCGACGACGAACUGCUCACAGUCGUCCAAGCAGACGGCUGUAUCUUUUCCACGCCGACAGGUUCCACGGCGUACUCUCUAUCCGCUGGCGGUUCUCUUAUGCAUCCAUCCAUCCCUGGCAUCCUCCUCACUCCAAUAUGCCCGCACACCCUCUCUUUCCGCCCAAUGGUCCUCUCAGACUCCCACCUUCUCCGUAUUGCAGUUCCCAAAUCCUCCCGGUCCACCGCUUACUGCUCCUUUGACGGUAAGGGCCGCGUCGAACUCCGCCAGGGCGACUACGUCACUGUCGAAGCUAGCCAGUACCCAUUCCCAACAGUUGUUUCCAACAACAACGAAUGGUUCACUAGCGUCCAGCGUGCUCUACGGUGGAACACCCGCGGCGCGGUCCAGAAGAGCUGGGAUGGUGGCGAUGCCGACGCGGAUUUGAACAGUGAUCCCAAUGAGGACGAACAGUGGGACAUCGAUAUGGACACCAUGCUUGGUGGUACAGAUAGCGGCAUCGGUCCCAGUGAAGAUGGGGAUGCUCUAUCGCCCAAUCCCAUGCGUCGACAAAUGAGCUUGCUCAAUAUGUGA